Dermacentor albipictus is the source of this 8705-nucleotide messenger RNA. The record is from RefSeq and is a predicted model, not a curated record. Lineage: Eukaryota; Metazoa; Arthropoda; Arachnida; Ixodida; Ixodidae.
AUGGGCCUCGGCAGUGACUCGUCCCCAGCGCUCGUGGCAGAGAAGCGUCCCAGUUGCCAGGGAGACGUCACCCUGGAGGACGUACUGUCGUCACUGCUGGCGCUAGCCGACUCGUCGCCGUCGCAGUCGCGCCUCGGCACGCCUUCGAAGCCUCCUGCCAGCCCCGUAUCGCCUGACAUACGCCACGUCUCGUUCGCGCUGUCCCCUUCCAAGGGCGCCGGCGGCCUGCUGCCUGAGGCAGGCCACCCCUACGGUCGGCGUUGCAGCGAGGGCAUGGCGCGGCCCGCCACGCCCAUCUCCAUCCUGAAGCCCGAGAACAACCGCUGGAUGGGCUCUGCUACGGCCACCGCCGAGGCCGCCCCGCUAGCCCAUCAGACGGCCUGGGCCUCGGCCGGAGACGUCAAGAUCACCGUGCCGCUCUCCAGCGGCUCGUCGUCGCUUGACAGGUCUCCGGACCCGGCAGCGAAGGAAGACGCUUCGGCCGAACAUCAAAGCCAAGCGGACGACGCACGAAUAUCAUUCGACGCGACAGGUGACGGGGAUUCGGAUUCCGAGAACCCUCCGCCGCCGGGCUUCUACGUGAGUGCUACGGCGACUGAGGGCUACGGCACCGAAACGACCACGUCGGACCAGGAGUCCGUAUCGUUCGCUACCGUCGGUCCCCGCGCCGUCGCGGCUGCUGGCGGCGUCGGCGACAAAGCUUCCGCCACGGCCGCUUCAGCCGCCUCAUUGCGUUGCCAGUGGAACGACUGCCAGAAGCCUCUCCCGAAGACGGGAGUGGGCAAGAUCAGAGUGCACACAUGUCCCACCUGCUACGGCUACUUCUGCAGCCGUGCUUGCCGCAACCGGCACCGUGACGCAAAGCGCUGCGCGCUGACUCGCAUCUCUAAUUUGUGCCAGGAGGUGCUCCAGAAGAUCCGCCUCGAUCAGGUAUCGCGGCAGCACCUGUCGGUGUGCGCACAGCGAGGCCUCCUCUCCCGUGGCCGCGGCGUCAUACGGCUCGUCUUUCAGGGGGCACAGAGGGCCGCUCAGUUUCUUGAGCGCGGCUGGAGCGACGCCGGCGUGCGUGGACAGAUGUUCUACGUCGCUCGCGACGAUCUUCAGCCGCACGACAUGGGACCCCGCGUGUACAUGCGUGUGCGCGCGCUGUGCGACGAGUAUGAUCCCCAGCGCAAGUUUGUCCUCUUGGUCGCCGUGUGCGUGACGUACGAAGCCGUCACGCCCUCUGGAGCCGGAGCCAUCUCGCGCGAGAUGGUCGUCAAGGCGGUCAAACUUCGACUCAGUGGGCCGCUGCCCGAAGACGACGUGCAGACGCUUAUCCUUCCGGUGGCGUCGCCGAUCACGGCAGGAUCCAACGGCCUGCUGCCGCCCCAGAAGCAGCGCCUUCAAGGUCUACACCACGUCAUCAGGCAGCUGGAAAUCAGGGGCGUCGACCUGAGUGCCUGCUAUCCAGAGCUCUAUGCCAAGAUACGCGCAUUCGUUGACACAGGAGAGAUGUUCUCGCCUGUGUGCAUGUUCCCCACGGACUCACGCUCAGGCCAGGUGUUCAUGUGCAUUGUGCUGCCAUUGGCAGACCAAGAGCAGCUUGACAGGAUGGCUGGUACUCGAAGUGCUGCAUCUGUCAAGGCUAAGAAGCGCUGGAUGUUUUAAUGGGUCAGUGUACGUCUCAAUAUGUGAGUAAGUGGUAGACUCAUGCGAGCGGUCAUACUAUGUCUUUUACCCCCCUGGAAAGGCAUUAUGAAAUCUGUAAUCUGGUGACAAAGUUAGCAUGAGGAUUAUGCCAUAGAUUUAAACAAUUAGACUUGGUGUUGCAAAUGGUUUGCUGUUUUGCACAUGAUAAAACAUCCAAAUCGCUAUGUUUUGCUGAGCAAACUUAAUGAAUUUGGCUCGUAUUUGCAGCACAAGGACACCACUAUUAAGGGGCUGUCCUUCUCGAGUGUGCAGUUGGAUGCGUUAUAAAAAUUAGGAUGCACUACUGAUAUUACAUGACUCCAGUAUAGAGUCAAGGGUUGGCUCUCAUUCAGAGGAUAUGGGCGAAAGCCCCUGAAAGUAAGAAUAUAUUUUAGUGUUUGCAGCAGCCAAUGAGUAGCCUGAUAUAUCUAAUACAUGCGAACAGCUGUCAGCACAAGGAGACACCUCAGCGCUGCAAUGCCAUAGCACGGAGCAUUCAUCAAGGAAUGCAAAAUUAAAGAAUACAUACUAACUCUCUCUGCUGCACUUUUUAGAGUGAAAGGUGUAUGCUAGCAAAUGCGAUAUAACUAACUGUCUAAUGAGAAAAGCAUGAAAGUGAUAAACACAACACAAGCACUGACAUAGUGGGCGCGUGUUGUUUUCCUAGUUUCUUUCAGGGUACGCGCGUAGCCAGACGGAGGGCACACCGUGGAUAUGCACCCCCCCUCCCUUCCUCUGGUCAAAUGCGAGCUCCCCACCCCCCAAAAAUAUCUCGGGCUGCACCAUUCGUUUCUCUGGUCGUCUUUACGACACUGUUAAUCACAUCAUGAUUCUGUACUGACUUAUGACAAAAUGAUCAAGACAUGUCCUCUUCUGUCCACACUGCAUGCAGCUGAACCCGUUAUAACAGAGUCUGCAUAUAACUCUGAUGAAAAAUUUGAAGUCGAAAUUCUAUUAUCAUAAUUGCACAGUUAUCUCUGAGCUGAUUUUCUGUGCCUUAUAGAUAUACGAGGCAGGACCCAAAAGUAACGAGAAUUGUUUUUUAUAAUUCUGAUAUUUCUUCAAAUGAUUCAAAAAUGUAAAUGCUUUAAAAUUACAGUUUUUUCGAGGCAAUGGACUUGUUGAACCGCUCUAAUCGUUGUUCAACACUGUUCAGCAACUCUUGCAUUUUGAUGACCCCCAUUGCUUCCUUCAUUUUCUUCAUUAUCUCCUCUAGAUCUUGAGAAUGCUUUCAUUUAAGCUCUUAUUUCAAUAUUGGAAAUUAGAAAAUCGCAAGGGGCAAGUUUUGAGAAUUAGAGUGGGGUGAGGUAAGGUAGCGUUAGUUUAGAAGUUUUCUGAAGAAAUGCAGCAUGCUCAGUGCUAUGUGGGCAGCAGUGUUGUCAUGGUGCGCAAGCCACUGGCCUUAGUCCUACAGAUUGGAUCGUUUUCCUAUGAACUGCAUCAUGCAACCGCUUGGCUAUUAACUUAAACAUGCUGGUUGAUUGUCUGACCUUGCUACACAGAUUUAAAAUGAAGAACUUAUCUGAUUCAAAAUAUUUCCCGAACGAGAACAGAACUUGAUACAGACACGUUGCUUUUUGACGUCCACCAUCGCAAAACCGACGAAGACGGUGACAGAGGCUCAAAAGACAGCAACGAUAUGAGCAGACAAAACUUUUCACAAGGACGCUGCUUCGCCAGCUGAUGCGGGACGUUGUGUAGCGCCUGUGCCUAGCGGCGUGGGUCACUAUUACCUAACUUUCUGAUUCAGUAAAGGAUUCUCGCUACCUUUUCGCGCCCCCUCGUACUAUGUGACAACACCCUCGUUUACUGAGAUUUGAUAUCAAUGCUAUUGUUAUAAGUGGACUGCACUGCUUUACAAAUAGCAGAAAUAUCUCUUUGAAAACCCCAGAUAAAGUGCAGGAGGGCUCUGCACUGGUACGUAAUUCUCAUAUCGGCCAGAGCCCUCGAGUGGGGCAGCAAACAGCAAAUGCGUAAGGUGCACUGUCUUUCAGAAGUUACAUCAUGCUGCUACAUCGUCGGCCAAGCCUCUUGGGGAAUCGAUUCCGCUGUUGUAAAUGAAGGUUGCUUUCAAUCGAAACAUGUACAUGUGUAGUUGUGAUUUCUACGUCGACAGAAUGGGGUGUUACUUGCGUGCAUAUAUAUGGUGCUUUGCUUCUGGCUAUGCGCUCUUGUUGCUGAACAUUCACGAACAGUAGCCUGAGGCAUCACAUGCUGCACAUAUGACCUGUUAUUGCGUUAGCUUUAGUACAUUAUGAUCAGGGCAAAUUAUCAAUAAUGAAUGCUAGAUCAGCUUUGUGAAUAGAUUGAAUUACCAGUAACCAUUUUGUGAUGUUGCUUCAAAAUCAGCGUACUGACAUUUGAAUACAGUAGCUUCUUUGCCUCCAGAAAGUUUAGCUAUAAUAUCACGGAAAGGGAAAUGUAAUGCAUGUGCCUUUGUGUGGAUUUCUGCACCAAUCCAGGCAUUUGAAAGGAGUGUACUCCCAAUCGUUUAUGUGCAUCUGCAACAGACAUUUAAAGAACUGUCAUGCAGUUUCAUCAUCAUUUGGCUCUUUGGUGACCAAAGGUCACAGAUGUGCCAAAAAAAGGCAAGUUCCGUCGGAGGAAACAGAUGAUGCACCAAGCCUCAAAACCAAACGUGGUUAUGAAGAUUAUUUUAAUGCAGAAACACCAUUUUUUAUUGGCUGCAGCUAAACCUGCAAAAGAAAUGUCUUGUGUACUGUGCUUUGUCAUUGUUCCUGUGACCCAUAAGGGUGUGUUAUGUUUGUUUCAUGCACUUAGGUACGUUUCGGAAUUGCAAGCACUCUAUGUCAGAAAGCGUAAUGCAGACUUGGUGAGAAGAUGACUUUCAAUUUUCUUACCAGUUUUAUACGGCACCAGUCUGGAGAAACUUACUAGUGCAAAAUACGCCAGCAUGAAGAAACAAUGGCUGUACUAAGGAGGCAGAGUAACUCUGCAGUAAGUGACUGUAUUCUUCUGUUUGAUGUGGUGAUGGAGUUCUGGACAUUAACACCCGUGUGGUGCUGACAGACAAGGCUACUGUUUAUGAUGGAAGAAGUCAUGAUUAACCCUAAAUGCUGUUCUUUGAGAACUUCGUAAGCAGAGAAAGCUCGUUCCAUACCUUGUGGUUUGAAAAUCCCGGUGCCAAAUGUAGCAUUUUCAACAAAGAUAUGUGAUGUUUGUCUUAGCCAAUAUUGUGCUGUUUUUUCUUCUGAAAAAUGUAUAUCAGUCAUAGUUGUGGCCAAAGUGUGGUGGUGUGGUUCCACAUAUGGGAAUAUGUGUUGGCACUCAGUAAUUGCUAACUGAGCACAACACUUUUUGACUGUUCUUUUUGAGUCUGGGAUCAAAGUUGUCAGUUGUAUAAACGCACAUUUUCUGUCUUGUGGUUGAAGUGACAUUCAAUGUAUGCAGUGUGUAAUACGAGUAUUAUUUUUUGUGCCACUCAUUAUCUGUUCACUAGAGCAUUGAGAACAUUGAUCAACCUAUGUGUACUUUUGGUAUCUCUUCGUACUUCCCACACACCAUUCAUGCUGUUUGUACACAUGUUUUGCAGAAGAUGCCUCCUAGUUCAUUCGGCUCACAAUAACGCAUCAACAAAAUGCGCUAAACUCUCAAAUGCUUUCCACGUCAGUCAGGUAGAAAUAAAUCUAUCUUUGGCAAUGUUAUACUUAUUACAGCAAACGUUUGUUGCUGGUAUUAGCUUAAUUAGUUGCCCCAAAGCCACUUUUUGAUCCGUGACUUGUAUAAGGGUUAUCGCAUCUGUGUGUGGUUGUGCUAUAGAUCACUCUUGUUUCAAUGCUAUAUACAUGUUUUCCAAUACACAUCUGUAUUCUGCACGUUCAAGCUAAUUUUCCCUGCUUUAAAACGUGUACAGUAAUUAGCCUGGAAUAGAGUUGUUACAAAGAACUGAGCAAGUGUGCGCACAUUUGUGGAAUUCAGCUAAGUGUUUGUCAAAUAGGCGCAUUGCCUCUAUAUGGAAACCAUUUGCAGCUCUUGCCAAAACGUUUUUUUAUCGCCAGGCAAGUUACUGUGAGGAAGUGUUUCAGUUUGAGCCAGGAGCAUUCAACUGAAGAAUGUCUUAAUGUGCUGGAUGACAACUGAUGACACAAGAGUGAGACAAAUACAACAUAGUGUAGGCUCGCAAUAGGAGAUGUUUAGAGGUAUGCAAUGUGUGCAUAUGUUAACUGAGUCUGUGUUUCUCUUGUGGUCCUUGUCAUUUCGAGAAGUUUCUUGAUUAUUCAUUUACAUUUCAUGUAGCCCUUUAAGAACUUUCCUUGCUCUGAAGCUCUAUAAUAUUGAGAGGGAUUGUUGGUGUGAAGAUUGAGUGUUAGCUGUGGGUUGGCUGAGAUUUCUGUAGCACUUCUUGUAACAUGUGGAGCACUUCAACUUCAAAUCAACUACAAUGAGUGCUACAGGAGUCCUGCCAUAGGAGCUGAAAAGGACUCUGGUCUCCUAUGCACCAGCUUAUAAGAUUUUUGGGAAUGACUGCUUAUGUUGAAUGAAGGUUAAGUAUUUUUCACAGUCACUGUUUGGAAAGCGGUAACACUGUCAAUGCGCUUAGGCACUGAUGCGCUUGCAAAUAUAAGAAAGUUUUAGCUACGCAUCGCCUACGGUCCACUCUGCUCACGUGUCACUCACUCAGAGAGUGUAAAGAACAGCGUUGGUAUUGAAUUUUUAGUAAGCGUGUCUCCCAGAGAUGCAAGUGACACGCAGCCAGUUUUGUUCCAAAGGAUAAAGAAGCCAAGCGGAUACACCGUCAUGCUCUACCCUAUAGGCUCGGCAGCGGAGCAAGCAGCGUUCUGCCUUCUGCUGCUGGCAUGAGUAUUGUGUACAUGUGUUCUAACAUUCCCACUGGGUGGCUGUGUGCAAAUUGUGAGGAUACAUUGGUCGGAGCGGAGCGAACUGUAAACGUUAAGCUAUAAGUACCUAUUGUGGGACACAUAGAACUAGGCUUUGUUGUCUGUUUUAAGGCCAUUGCUAGGAAGAAUGCUGUGAAGCAACACCAAAGAGCAGAAGGAGACGAAUGACUGUUCUGCUGCAAAUCAAGAUUUCUACUUGUAAGUUGUUGAAGAGCUGAAUUUAUUGUAAAAAGUACUCAAUGGCAUUUACAUCAGCCCCAGAACAGAUUGACUCUCCCAUUUACAGACGUUCAACAAAUUCAGUGACAUACUGUGUGUCAGGUUGUUCAGGAAAGUUUAUAGUGAAUAUUAGUGCCAUAGUGCACCCUCUGUUACAAACUAAGCAUUGGCAUUGUCAUCACUAAAUGUACAAUUGUUUCACAAUGCUUUGAUUUUCUUUGAAACAUGUAUAUGAUUUAUUCAGAGCAAAUGGAACUAACAAUGAAAAUGACAACAAAUAACUAAUUAGACAUAUUUCUUUUUGGCCUCAUUGCCUAUUGUUGCUCCACAAUCGUCAAGAACUACAGCUACAGUGUGUCCCAUUGCGCAUUUUGUGUUCAUGCGAGUGGUGCAUGACCGCCAUUGGAUGGGAAAGAUGAGUCAAGAAUCCCAAAUUCUUCAUUCCUCUUUCCAGUGCCACUUUACCAUGGUCUCCUGAAAACAUCUUGAGUGCUUUAGUGUGUUCACAAAUCAAGCUCAAAGGAACCCUGAAACGAUUUUGACGGUUUUGUACAAACGUACUGAUUCUUUAGGGUAGGUCCUUCCGAUCAUUAAUUGACGCAUUAAUAAGGCGUGCAAUUUAUUAUAAGGUAUUAAAGAUGCCCAUGGCUACCGAUCGAAGGUCGCCACUCGGCUGAGUUUUCAGCCGCCCCUGACCAGGUGCCGUAGCUGACCAAUGAGGUGACCAUAUGACGCCAGUAGAGCGAGCUAUCUGAUUGGCUGCCCAGGGCAUGUCAUCGAUAAUUUUUCCGACUUCAUGGUGAACAAAUGUUCCUUGUAAUAGUUUGAAUGUUGGUUAAUUUGUUUCUAUAAAGAGCAACAGAAAGAGAAUACACAACGACAAUUUAUCACUACACUCAAGCACUUCCGGCACACAGCAAGUGUCUUCUGCUUGUUUUACAACGUUUUCCGUGUCUACUCGAGCAGCGCGGUCAGUGUAGGUCUCGAGCUUCCUUUUCGCGAGUACAAUGGAUCUUCCUUUUCGCGAGUACAAUGGAUCGCCCUUGUUACGUUGUGGGCUGCAAAUCUAGCGAUCGGCGACAUGUCAGCUGCGACAUCAUGUCCCUCUGCAAUGCAACAUGCGACAGGAGUGGCUGCAGCGCAUCGGACUGUCGGUAUCGGAUCAGCGCCAGCAUCUACGCUUUUGCAGCCGUCACUUCACGCCGGAGCAUUACUACCACGUAGAUAGUAUUGGCGGGUACGGUAUUCCGUGAAAUGCAGGUGGACUGGGCAUUUUGUCAGAUAGGUGGAAGCGCAAGCGCGAGAAGCCUGCAGGGUGCAGCCACCUGGUGGUACAGAGCUCAAUCAGACGAGCACACAGCUAAUAUAGCAGUAACCAAGAGUUUUCUACUUUGCUGCUGGUGUAAAAUUUUGGCAGCAGCGUAACUGUGAACACGUUGUCUUUUUAAAUGUUGCAAAUCUUUUAUACUUAGUUACAGUUCUAUUAGCUCUGUGUUUGACUGGUUAAGCUCUGCGCCACCAGGUGACUGCACCGUGCAGGCCACUCAGGCCGCUCACGCUUACGCCAGAGCCCCUUCAUUACCAUUUUAGUAGUUUGGAGGGACUUUAGUUUAUGCCUCCGCCCAUCCAUCGAAACGCCAAGCUUGCCUGCGUUUACCGGAAAGUGCACGCUGCUUGGAUAGCUCUUGCUGGGGAUCGACGGCAAGACGGCUAGCGGAGAAGAUGGAGAUGUUGGUGCGCUGGCUCCGAGCACCUGAAGUAGACAACAUGACGUCAUAUCAUGACGCAGAACCAGUGAAGGCCGCGAUCACUCAGUGAACGAGUUGAGGAGAAAAAAAUUACCGACGAUUACGUUACUUCCUAAUGCGAAAUUUGAGCGCAGCAAAUAAGCUGUUUCACCUUUUCGAUAGAUUGAGGCAAAGAAAUCGAGCAACACAUGUAUGCGCUAUCACAGAA